AGUAUCACAUCAGUAGGACAGUGAUACAGACGUUGUCAUCUUUUGUUGUGUAGUAGUUGUCGGGAUUUGGUUAAGUCGUUUGUUAAAAUGUCGACGCAUUUUUACCAACUAAGCACUAAUUUACUCGGGGACACAGUCGGGAAAAUGACCGAGAACACGACCUCCUUGGUUCUGGCAGCCUCGUUCAUCACGCUCAUGGUCGGUUACGUUUCUAAAGUGCUGCUGAGAGAGUCUCCUGACAUAGAUGCGAAAUAUCCGCCUUACAUACCCUCCAGCAUCCCCUUCCUCGGUCAUGCAAUUGCAUUUGGAAAAAGCCCAAUUGAAUUCCUUGAAAGGGCUUAUGAAACAUAUGGUCCUGUGUUUAGCUUCACCAUGGUGGGAAAAACAUUCACCUACCUGCUGGGCAGUGAAGCGGCCACACUGCUGUUCAAUAGCAAGAAUGAAGACCUUAAUGCAGAGGAUGUCUACUCCAAACUUACCACUCCAGUGUUUGGCAAAGGAGUAGCCUAUGAUGUGCCAAAUCCUAUCUUUCUGGAACAGAAGAAGAUGCUAAAGACUGGACUGAACAUUGCCCAUUUUAAGGAGCAUGUUAAGUUAAUUGAAGAAGAAACCAUUGAGUAUUUUAAGAGAUGGGGAGACAGUGGCGAAAGAAACUUGUUCGAAGCUUUGUCCGAGCUGAUCAUCCUGACAGCUAGCAGCUGUCUCCAUGGGAAGGAGAUCCGUGGUAUGUUGAAUGAGCGGGUGGCCCAGCUUUAUGCAGAUCUGGAUGGAGGGUUUAGCCAUGCUGCUUGGCUCCUGCCUAGCUGGCUGCCCCUUCCCAGUUUCAGGAAGAGAGACAAAGCUCACAGAGAGAUAAAAAAUAUUUUCUUCAAAGUUAUUCAGAAACGCAGAAGAUCUGGAGAGAGAGUGGACGACAUCCUGCAGACCCUCAUUGAUGCUACAUACAAAGAUGGCCGGCCUCUGACUGAUAACGAGAUUGCAGGCAUGCUGAUUGGUCUACUCCUGGCGGGUCAGCACACGUCAUCUACCACCAGCGCCUGGAUGGGGUUUUUCCUGGCCAGAGACAAAACUCUGCAGGAACGCUGCUAUGCUGAGCAGAAAGCUGUGUGUGGAGAAGACCUUCCUCCACUUGACUUUGAUCAGCUGAAGGAUCUCAGCUUAUUGGAACGCUGCUUAAAGGAAACCCUACGGCUCCGCCCACCCAUUAUGACCAUGAUGAGGAUGGCUCGCAAGCCUCUUACUUCUGCAGGUUACACCAUCCCUGUAGGCCACCAGGUCUGCGUCUCUCCGACUGUCAACCACCGUCUGCAAGACACCUGGGAGGAGAGGAUGGAGUUCAGCCCUGAGCGAUACCUUGAUGACAACUUUGCUUCAGGGGAAAAGUUUGCCUAUGUGCCAUUUGGAGCUGGCCGUCAUCGCUGCAUCGGAGAAAACUUUGCCUACGUACAGAUCAAAACUAUCUGGUCCACCUUGCUACGCAUGUAUGACUUUGAUCUAGUGGAUGGCUACUUCCCCACAAUCAACUACACCACAAUGAUUCACACCCCUCACAACCCCGUCAUUAGAUACAAGAGGAGAAAGUAGUGAGACGCUGAGGGUGGAGGUUUGAGAAACAAAAAAAGAAGCUUCCUGUGUGGUUAAAGUUUUGACGUCCUGGGACUUGAAUUGAAGAAAAGAUAAAUGAAUGCACUUUGCGUCUGAUUUCAGCUCUUUGCUUUUAAAGUUUAUUUUAGUACCCCGCUGUUCAGCUUUUUUUUUUUUUUGCUUAGUGGAUCAUUUUUAAGUUUCCAGACUGACAUACACAGUUGUGGGACUCCAUCUUUAAAGAUGAUGCUCAUGUUCACAAUGUGAAUUCUUAAACAGAAAUGGAGAAAUAACGAAGUGCCUUGUAAUGUGACAUCCACAGACUGAAUUAAAAUU
Molecule: messenger RNA, 1920 nt
Organism: Melanotaenia boesemani (Boeseman's rainbowfish)
Lineage: Eukaryota; Metazoa; Chordata; Actinopteri; Atheriniformes; Melanotaeniidae
Gene: cyp51a1
Product: lanosterol 14-alpha demethylase
Exons: 10
Coding region: 88-1584 (498 amino acids)
Molecular function (GO): iron ion binding; monooxygenase activity; heme binding
Source: RefSeq, a predicted model, not a curated record